UCAGCUGAAGCCGUUUCUGCUUUUUCGUGCCUGCGUUUGCACCGGCGGCGCUCAUCUUCUCCAGGGUGACGGGAUGCACUGGUCUGAUACCGUCACGGUUCAGAUGAAGUGUAGCCGUGGUGAGAGGAGUUGCACUUUUAGGAGGCUCUCGGUAGCGACGGUUGUGGUGACGGUCUCAUUUUAUAAAUUUAAUCCUGUUCGUUUAGAAAUGAAAUGAAACUCCUCUAACUGUCUGACUCCUUCGCGCUGGCUAAUUUCUGAAGAACAGAAGUGAAAUGAACCACGUGAAUGGAAAGAUGUAACAGUUAAAAGUCCUCCAAAUGUUGAAACUCUGGAAAUGUGGAGGACAGCUGGAAAAGGCUUAAACACCGCUUUCCUAUAUGUCUGUAAUAAUGAGUGUCUGGCAAAGGAAGACAGAAAGCAGUUUUAUUUCUGACAAGACCUAUUUAAGAAGCACUUCAUAUUUUUAGUAAUUUUCAAGUAACUCAAGAGGAGGCCAGCUAUGAAACUGUAUUACUGAAUUUACGGCAGUCCAAGUAGAAGGGAAGCAUACCAGUAACACGCUUUCAGGCAGAGCACAGAAAUGAAGAUAAAGCAUCUGAAAGAUGAUGACACAUUUUCCAAUGUGUUUUGUGAAAACUCUAAGAAGCUUAUCAAUGUACAUUUAUUUGCCCUGGCUGCUAAGUAUUAUUCUUUGUCUGACCUUGGAGUGUGUACCCCAUUAGAAGACGUACUUGAAGCACUGAGAGGAGACAAUCAAGGAACAACAGGUAUCAAAACUGAUGAGUUUAUGAAUAAUAAGAAAUCACAUGAAGUGCAGGUGAUGUCAGAGCUGGUAGACAGCAUAGCGAAUUAUUGUGGUAUAAAGCAGGUGAUUGAUAUAGGUUCUGGAAAAGGCUACCUGAGUUCAUUUUUGUCCAUGCAAUAUAACUUAAAAGUUUAUGGAAUUGACUCCUCAAACACCAACACUAAUGGUGCUCAUGAAAGGAACAGAAAAUUGAAGAAACACUGGAGAGCAUAUCAGAGUCGAGGAAGAGCAAACCUCAAAAGCCAGAGGUUGGAAAAGGCAAAUGGCAGGCCAGUGGAAAGUGAAAUUAAAUGUAAAGCAAUCAGUGAAAAGCCCUUAAAUAACGACAGCAGUCUUCAAAGUCAGGACCAAGUGACUAUCCAAGAUUUAGUUCCUUCUUGUGGUUUCACAGAAGUAGCUACAUCUGAAACCAGCAAACAAACUGAAGUUGAUUUGGUGACUCGGACACAAUCUGAUGAGAGCAAACUUUCUGAAGAGAUUCUUGCUAUUCUAAAUGUUCUGCCUGCUGAUGCUGUAGAAGUUUCUUCUUCAUCUCAGUGUAGCUGUGGGGAACUCUGUGAAGAGGAAAGGGCGCAAAGAAAAAUGGCAUCUCUCAAGGCUAAAGCAAGCAAGUCGAGUGAAUCAAACCUGUAUUUUCCAUUGACCUCUUGCAUCACUGCAGAAACAGAACUCAGUGACAUCAUAACAGAUCUGGAGGACUGUAUGAUGGUGGGUCUACAUACAUGUGGCGAUCUUGCUGCAAAUACACUACGAAUUUUUACUGCCAAGCCUGAAAUCAAAGCAGUUUGCAGUGUAGGCUGCUGCUACCAUCUGUUGUCAGAACAGUUUGAAAACCAAGAAGAUUGUCCAGAGGAAGUGUGGGGAUUUCCCAUGUGUCAGUACUUGAAGGACAAGGGCUGGUGCUGUGGUCGCAAUGCUAGAAUGUCAGCAUGCUUGGCUUUGGAGCGAGUUGCAGUUGGCCAAAUGCUGCCUACAGAAUCAUUGUUUUAUCGAGCUGUUCUUCAGGUUAUUAUAGAAGAAAUUUAUGGUGUCACCAAAAGUGAUCGACAUGUUGGAAAAACUUUCUCCAAAUCAUCCUCCUUCAUAGAUUAUGUCAGAAAGUCUCUGAAAAAGCUGGAACUGGAUGAUUCAAAGUUGAAGGUUGUUCUGGCUCCCUGCAUAGAAGUUUUGAUACUUCUGGAUCGUCUUUGUUACCUCAAGGAGCAGGACAACAUUGCCUGGUCUGGACUUGUGAAGUUAUUUGAUCCCGUGAAAUCCCCCAGAUGCUAUGCAGUUAUUGCUCUGAAGAAACAGUCAUGUUUUUAAGUGGAAGCAAAUUGCAGAUAGGUUGAAAGCUCUGAGCUGAUACUGCUGUUUCCUCACUUUUAUUCUGUUAUUUUUAAUUGAUUCCUCAAGUACACUGACUGCUUUUCAGCUGCAAAAGUAAAAAGUGCAAUGUCUCUUUGAAUCAUGAGAAAUAAAGAUCUCCUUUAUAAAUAC
Messenger RNA from Aptenodytes forsteri (emperor penguin), 2287 nucleotides. RefSeq names its product methyltransferase like 25 (gene METTL25). Bases 584 to 2113 code for a protein of 509 amino acids. The transcript is spliced from 11 exons. The record is from RefSeq and is a predicted model, not a curated record. NCBI's taxonomy places the organism in Eukaryota, Metazoa, Chordata, Aves, Sphenisciformes, Spheniscidae.